UCACUCACCUAUGCCUAACUUUACGAUUGGAAUCAAUUCUAGUGGAAAGUAAUACCCCACGAUUUAACCCAAACUUACUUCCUCAAAAACGUUGGUACUGAACGCUGGUUGAGCAUUCAAGAAGACGGGGGGUUUGGAUCCUCUGUCACGGGUGUGGACGGGGAGGUAGGUGCUGUGCACUGGGAUUUAAGACAGGGGGAAUCGGAAGGGGAGUUUUAUAUUCAACACGGUGGGGGGCUUUUGGGCGUCGCGCAGUUGGAUGGCGGAAGUGGAAAUGAUAACACUAUGGUCCAGCUUGAUAGACGAAUGAACAUUGGAAAUGCCUCCGUUUCAUAUGAUACAUGGACAUUUGAGCCGGCAGAGGAAGAUGUGGAUCCCACCGUUUUGCAAGAUCUUCCUUAUGGUGGAUCUCUGAAAACAGGAACGUACAAGAUCCGAAACGUCGAAACGAGGGCCCUUUUGACUCAAGAUGAAACGUUCCCUCCAUCCCCUUCCAAGCCUCAUUGUUCAAGCCCUUUGUUGAAUUGUUCAAAGGAGCUUUCGGGUGAGAGGAGUAAGUUCCAGCAGUGGAGAGUGUUUUUUAUCAAGGGGGCACAGCACACGGAUUUUAUCGCUUCCAAUCAGGUUUGCCCUUGGAUUGUAUUACAUGGUGAAGAAACGGGCGAGUUCAUAUUGUACGCCUCAGGUUCAGAUCAGGUGGUAUCAACGUCUGAUGAACCACAGGCUGGGAGUCUGUGCGUGACGACCAGGCUUUACAGUGGUCCGGGUAGGCAACGCUGGAUCUUUGAACCUGUGGAUCCGAAGGGGUCAGAUCUGCAAGAUCCGAACACUCCAAAUUACCCUUCACUAUUUUCACUCCUGAACCUUCGAUAGCGGUAACGACCGCUCGUCUGGUUGCGACUAAAAGAGAAUGGUCGACCUUUCAUGUAUAUUAGUCUGAAUGAACCUGGUUUGGUUUG
Cantharellus anzutake is the source of this 959-nucleotide messenger RNA. RefSeq lists its product as uncharacterized. The coding region runs from base 286 to 873 and encodes 195 amino acids. The transcript has 13 exons. Lineage: Eukaryota; Fungi; Basidiomycota; Agaricomycetes; Cantharellales; Hydnaceae. The record is from RefSeq and is a predicted model, not a curated record.